This is a messenger RNA of Rasamsonia emersonii CBS 393.64, 4692 nucleotides long. Its product is annotated as Forkhead domain protein. The transcript is spliced from 7 exons. NCBI's taxonomy places the organism in Eukaryota, Fungi, Ascomycota, Eurotiomycetes, Eurotiales, Trichocomaceae. Gene Ontology annotation, cellular component: nucleus. Gene Ontology annotation, molecular function: sequence-specific DNA binding; L-ascorbic acid binding; DNA-binding transcription factor activity. Bases 1 to 4692 code for a protein of 1563 amino acids. Gene Ontology annotation, biological process: regulation of ribosomal protein gene transcription by RNA polymerase II. The record is from RefSeq and is a predicted model, not a curated record.
AUGGACACUGAUAGGUCUAGGAAUUCUUGUACCAUGCCUCCCGCAAAGGCCAAGAAGAAAGAAACAAAACCUGCAACGCCGAAACAGACGGAAACAGCACACGCCCGUCCGAACUGGCCGCCUCUGCGUCCACUAGUCCCCGCGUCCGAUCUGUCUCUCGAGUCCAUCCUCGACGAGCAGAUCUACAUCAUCCGCAACUUCUUCACGGCCAACCUGUGCAAGAGCUACGUCUCGUUCCUGUCGUCGUUGCCGCUGGUCACAACGCCCGCCAAACCCAAGAGCAAGGAUGAGGCGGUGCGCAUCAAUGACCGGUUUCAGGUCCAGGAUCCCGUCUUCGCGGAGACACUGUGGAGUGGGACCGCGUUGAAGGAGCUUGUUCUUGAACGGCGGGGUCUUGAGGAUGAAGAGCAGGAAAAAGACCCGAACGAAGAAGAAGAAAAGAAUCGCCAGGUCUGGGGCGGGACGCCUCUGGGGUUGAACCCCAAUAUUCGCAUCUAUCGAUACUCGCCAGGGCAGUUUUUUGCACAGCAUUUCUUCAGUCUUAAGCAUCUAUUGGAUGACGACUCCAACACUCUUCAAUUCUCCUCACCAUCCUCAUCAGGAUCUGUUCCUGCUCGCACCACGUGGACCCUCCUCGUCUACCUGACCACGGCUGAAGGCGGCGAGACCGUCUUCUACCCGGAAGGCGGGUCAGAGCCUAUCUCCGUGGCGCCGGAGGUGGGCAUGGCGUUGUUGCAUCGGCAUGGGGAGCGCUGCCUGCUGCACGAGGGGAAGGAGGUGCGGCGUGGCGAGAAAUGGGUUGGACGCCCAAAAUGGAAGGAGGGACCGGUUCCACCUGAUUCCAGCUGUUCCUUCCGUUUCGCGGUCGGGAGGCCGGCAGGAGGCGAAGCAGUCACGAUCUCUAGCAUUGAAUCCUCGUCCUGGCAGACAACGCGGCGCUCCCCUCGCGCUAAACCCGAACGGGGCUGUCCGGCGGGCGACAGACACCGGAUUGGCAGCCGCGGUUGCGACUGCAACGGGAUCCAAUCAGCGCUGCAAACAGGCCCGUGUCGGCGCCGUCCUUCGCCUUUGCCUUUUUGCCUCUGCUUCUUGAGAUGGCCUGGCCUCACCUCACCGCCCUGCUCUGGUUCUUCUCCCUGCUCUGGCCCUGUUUCCCAGCUGCAGCAGCCUGUCAUGUCGUCCUUGCAGACCAUGACAGCGCCCGCGGUCGGCCAUCGCCCGCCAGAUCCGGGCAUUGAUAUCGACAAGCCUCUCGACGACCUUGUCGGCGCCGUCAAGCCCGACCCGGACCGUCCUGUCGCAACCCCGCGCGAUGCUAACAACAGCGACUCCGCAAUAGACGCCCUGCAACAAGAUCUACCGCCCCAGGUGAAGACUGAGCCUUCCCAGAGCGAAGAGAACGUCUUGCUCCCCGGCAGCCAUGGUGAUCUGGCCGUGUCCGGCGGUGGACAGAAGGAGGAAUCCCAUGCGGACCCGGCCUUGGGCAAACCUCCAGAUGACGACGAUCUGGAACGACAGCAACGCGAGAAGCAAUCCGCCGCAAAUUCCCUGCUGGCCCAGCUUCUCGGAGGCGCUGCGCCGCCACCAGCACCCUCCGCCGCGUCCGCCGCGGACAACAAUGUACCUCCGACCCCCCUGCCCGAGCCGUUAACAGAUGCGUCGACUCCAGUGGCACCUGCGGAUGAGCUUUCGACGAAUGAGCCAGACAAGGUACCGGCGACGGACCCGGUUGUCACGCAGGAUGAAUCUGCAUCAAAAGUGGAAAUGCUAGAGUCGGCAGAAAAUGGGCAGGAAAGUCACGGAUCGUCGGGAGAUCCAUCGAUGGGGCAGCAGACAGAGGAGGCUUCCUCUACGAAAAUCCCAGACAUGGUCACCGGGGUGAUGGAGGAUCCUUUGUCCAAGACCAGCAAUAACCAUACGGGCCUGUUUCCCACAUUCGACCCUGAAGCUGCCCCAAAGGACGCCGUCGAAGCUCUGCAGCAGCACGAACUGCUCAACUCGGCCUACUUGGGCCAAGGCAUGGACCUGUCUGGUCUGCCCGAGAUUCCAGGUUACUCGAAUACCAAUACUUACAAUAACGCGCCGGCGGCGUCGAUCGCGGGUUCAGAACCCCGAAUCCAGGCUUUUGCCAAGCUGGAGUUCGAUGACGGGCAUUUCUACGUCAACACAUACUCGUUCAUCCUCGGACGAGAUGUGCGAGCGGCACGUGCAGCAUACCAGCGUGAAUUGCAGGCACGACAGGCUAUGGGAAGAACAAAGAACAAAAGCUCUAGUGGUGGCAACGCAUCCCAUACUCCGAACCGGGUGAAGCGGGAAGGGAGCGCAAUCAUAGGGAGCGUCGUCAGUGACCGCGGUGGCAUCAUGGGCUUUGAUCCUGAUGUUCCCCCUCAUCUGCCUCAACUGAGCCGAAAAUCCUCCAACUCCGAUCAUGCCGAACAUGCCACCCCGGCCCAGUUGCAGGCGAACCACACCGACUACAAUGCUCUGGCGAUGCAGUCCCUCUACGAAGGAAGUGGUGAUGCGAAGCCUGUUGACACGUUGGCAUUGCUGCCUUCUCCGGAUGCGUGUCCGACCAUUCCAAUCCACCCGCCGGCCACCGCGGAUGGCAGCGCUGCGGGGCACAAAGGGAUAUCACGGAAACACGUCAAGAUUGCCUACAACUUUGACAAGAAUUACUUCGAGAUGGAGGUCAUUGGGAGAAACGGCGCCUUUAUCGGGGCUGACUGGCUCGCGCCAGGGCAGAUCAGACCGCUGCAUAGUGGCGAUUACAUCCAGAUUGGAGGCGUGCGGAUCCGAUUUUUGCUUCCGGAUGUGCCCAUUGGAGAAACCGGCGCGGAUCGGGUCGAGGAAUCCUACACGGAGGAGGACCAGAAUGCGUUGGCCGGAACCACUGUCGGCGACACCGCUGUCAAAGCAGACGGGGUUGAAGCCUCUGGCGCAGACGGCACAAACGGUGCAAACGGCGCAGACAAUGAGGAGAAACCAAAGGUGACCAAGAUUGUCUUGAAGACCAAGGAUAAGGACAAGGACAAGGACAAGGAGAAGGAGGAGAAGAAGGAGCCAGACCCGUCCCAGCCAACACCCUCGAUCGAGGGGCCCCCCGAGACUCCGCAGCCACCGCGUCGUCGCGGACCAGGACGCCCUCCAAAGGAUGGCAUCAUGUCGAAACGCGAACGGGCCGAGAUUGCCAGGGAACAGAAGUUGGCCGCCAAACGCGAGGCCAACGGUGGUGUCACGCCUCCGCCGUCCAACCGGUCGAAGCAGCCGAAGCCGCGCAAGGAGGAUUCCACCGAGGAUGCGGCCAAACAAGAGAAACGAAAGUACACCAAGAGGAAACAGCCCGAUGGGAGCGACGUGCCUGUCCAGUCUGUUGAAGGUGGCGAGGUUCCUCCCGAUCAGCUCCCAGAAUCUAAGCCUCCUCCGCCCAAGAAACGCAAGCCGUCCCGGUCUCCAUCGCCCGACUAUCCUCCUGAAUCCGCCUACACUCCAGAAGACUUGGCUAAGCCUCCUUAUAACUACGCUGUCUUGAUUUUUGAUGCCCUGACUGAGGCUCGCGCGCCAAUGACGCUCAAACAGAUCUAUCGGGCUCUGAAGCUGAAGUAUCCGUAUUUCCGCUUCAAAUGUGAGACGGAAGGCUGGACGUCCAGUGUGCGCCAUAAUCUGAACGGCAACAGCCACCUUUUUAUGCACGCAGAGCGAGAUGGGAAAGGGUGGUCGUGGCAGCUUCGUCCUGGUGCGUCGGUGGAAAAGGAGAAGAAGAGAAGGCCGUCCCCUCCGCCUCCGCCUCCGCCAUCUCAUGUUUCCCACCCUGCUCCCGGUACUUCUGCUCCUCCUCAUCAACAACAUUAUAUGCCUCCUCCCUCCCAUCCUUAUGCCGCUCCUGCGGGGGCUCCGAAUCAUCCUCAAAACCAGCAAUACCAAUACCCAUCGAUGCCCUCCAAUCCUUAUAACGGUUCUGCGCCUCAACAUUCCAGUCCUUAUCCACCUGCACCUGCACACCCGUCUCAGGUAUCUCUGCCGCCUCCAUUACGAAACACUAAUAUUCCCGCCGCCUUUCUCCAGCCCGGACCUACUACCUACACAUCUCCUUAUCCUUGUGAACUCCCUCCAGAGAUUGUCCAGCUUCAGCAGCAGGAGCAACAGCAGCAGCAACAACAACAACAGCAACAACAACAGCAACAGCAACACCAGCAACACCAGCAACAGCUGGAGCUGCGCCGACAAGGUGAAUCUGCGCCGAUGCAACCACAGCAACCGCAACAUCCGGCUCCUUACGUUCCGCCACCAAAUCCGUCUCAAUUCUCAAAUACGAAUCACCCUGCACCUCCUCCACCGGCCCCGCCCUUCCAAUACCCUCAAUCUCAACCUCCUCAGGCGCAACCGCCGCAGUACCCGAAUCCGAUGCAGCCGAGUUCUGCACCGCCGGAGCAGCCGGCGAUGCAGAAUGAUGAUGACGCGGAAUCGGCAAUGUCGUUUACCGAGCGAGCAAACAAGGCUAUUGAUGACUUUGAGGCGGUGCUCAUGGAGGACUACGAAGACAAGGAGUACAUUCGGGAAGUUCUCAAAAGUGCUCGAGCUCGGGCUCUUGGACAUGCUGAGGAAAGCUCGUUCCCGGGCGGUGAACCGAAGGACGAGGCUGUCAUCUUGGACGCUUUAAAGAAUCUGAUCGGAAGUUUAAAGGGCGAACAAUGA